Molecule: messenger RNA, 3769 nt
Organism: Acyrthosiphon pisum (pea aphid)
Lineage: Eukaryota; Metazoa; Arthropoda; Insecta; Hemiptera; Aphididae
Product: unc-112-related protein
Exons: 10
Coding region: 405-2492 (695 amino acids)
Biological process (GO): integrin-mediated signaling pathway; cell-matrix adhesion
Cellular component (GO): cytoskeleton; cell-substrate junction
Molecular function (GO): integrin binding
Source: RefSeq, a predicted model, not a curated record
ACCGCCGCCGACCAGGACCACUCCACUGGUGCUCAGUACGCAAACGGCCGCCGCCGCAGACUGUCGUGUUCGUCGCGCCGACCGACAUCCGCACCGUGAACACACCAAUAUUUGCGUACACUCGUGAUAAUAAUAAUAAUAAUUAAAAAAACCUCGCGAUUCGGCAGUUUUUCGCUCGCAACCACAUACCGUAUACCGCAUCGACGCAGACGAAUUCUUCGACCAUGCGGCCGAACUCCCGCCGUUGACCGCGGCGCGACCGAACUUUACCGCCCCCCACGACCUCCCCCCGGCGGAUUUCGAAAACAUAACAAAUUGGUAAUAACACUGCAUUCGAUUUCCAUUCAGUUUUUUUUUUUUUUCAUCGAUUUCAAAUUCGCGCACGUAACGACGAAAAUAGUAACAUGACCGCCACCAACGGGUUCAUCAUCGGCGACGGUUCUUGGAACCUGCAGAUCUACGUGUCCGAUCUGCAGGUGGAACGGACGCUGCGGGUUAAAGGCGAUCUGCACAUCGGUGGGGUCAUGCUCAGACUCGUCGAAGAUUUGGAUAUAGCCAUGGACUGGUCGGAUCACGCUCUCUGGUGGCCAAACCGUAACUCGUGGCUCACCAGGACCCGAUCGACGUUGGAUCAGUACGGAGUGCAAGCGGACGCCAAGCUGCAAUUCACCAGGAUGCACAAAACUGCACGCAUCCAGCUGCCCGACCUCCGGUACGUGGACAUGCGCGUGGACUUCUCUAUAAAAACAUUCAACGCCGUCAUACAGAUAUGCAAAGAGCUGAAUAUCAGACACCCGGAAGAGUUGUCCCUGAGCAAGCCCCUGGAACCGUAUCACCUGAAGCACAACAUGAAGGAGAUGCAAUAUAACGGCGGUCAAACACCGUCGGCCGACACCAACUCGUUCGCCGUCCACAGCCACAGCCCGUCCGGAUCCACCGGAAGUCUGGACAUGACUUCGUCUUCGCCGUUCAUAUGUGCCCCACUGAAACACCAUUCUACGCCCAUCAGUUCGCCCGUGUCUCAAAAUGGCACUUGGAAGAAAGGAUACAGCAAACCGGAAAUGAACGGCAACGUAACGUCACUGGAAAUGUUGAACGGGUCCUUGGACACGUCUUUGGCCAACAGCCCACUCUCGCUGAACCAAGAGGUGCGGAGCAAAGUUUUGAAACCGAAAUCGCUGGUGGAAAAAGCCAGAAUGAACGUCGCAUGGUUGGACUCAUCACUGUCGAUAAUGGAACAAGGCGUCCGGGAAUACGACUUGUUGAAAUUGCGGUUCAAAUUUUAUUCUUUCUACGAUUUGAAUCCCAGGCUAGAUUCUAUACGCAUAAACCAAAUAUACGAACAAGCCAAAUGGAGUUUGUUGAGUGGCGAAAUCGAUUGUACCGAGGAGGAAGCUUUAAUGUUUGCUGCGCUACAAGUUCAAAUAAAUCUGAAAGCCAGUGUACCACAACCGCUAUUGGAAACAACGGGUGGAGAUGACGAUAUCGAUGCUGCUCUGUCGGAUCUUCAAAUUACGCUUGAAGGGUUUCAGCCACAGAGCAAUGUCAACAAUUUGGCCCAUGCACCAGAGUUGUCCGAUUACUUGAGAUUUUUGAAGCCCAAGAAAUUUACGCUAAAAGCGUUCAAACGGUAUUGGUUUACAUGCCGAGAUUUGCAUUUGAGGAUGUACAAGACGGCGGAAGACGCCGAAGUGGGCGCUCUGCCCGUGCACAGUGUCAGUCUCAAGGGAUGCGAGGUGACACCCGACGUGAACAUUUCACAGAACAAGUUCGGUAUAAAGCUGGAAGUGCCCAGUUCGGAUGGCAUGACCGAGAUGUGCAUUAGAUGCGAGAGCGAGGAGCAGUACGCCAAAUGGAUGGCUGCUUGCAGACUGGCGGCCAAAGGGCGCCCGUUGUCGGAUCAAUCUUACGAGUCUGAGGUCAAAUCGAUCAAAGCGUUCCUCGAGAUGCAACAUCCGUCGAUCAUCCAGUCACCCGUCAUUAGCCCGUCCAUGUUGGACAUCUCGGUCGAGGACUAUAUACCGCACAGGUUUUCCAGAAAACUUAAGGGAAAGCUGGUCCAGCGCAUACUCGAAGCGCACGCCAACCUCAAGGAACUGACUUUGAUGGAGGCCAAAAUGAACUACAUCAAAGCGUGGCAGUCGUUGCCCGAGUUCGGCAUCUCGCUGUUCGUCGUCAAGUUCAUGGGCCACAAGAAAGAAGAGCUGCUGGGCAUAGCGUACAACCGUCUGAUGCGCAUGGACAUCGCGACCGGUGACCACAUAAAAACAUGGAGAUAUAACACAAUGAAGGCGUGGAACAUCAACUGGGAGGUGAAACACAUGAUGGUGCAGUUCGAAGAGGGCAACAUAAUAUUCGCCUGCCAGUCGGCCGACUGCAAGGUGAUACACGAGUUCAUCGGCGGCUACAUAUUCUUGUCGAUGCGUUCCAAAGAGGUGAACCAGACGCUGAACGAGGAGCUGUUCCACAAAUUGACCGGUGGCUGGUCAUAAUACGUGUCACAGGUGGUGUCGUCGGGCCCGGCGUAGGGCGAGAUAACGACUAUUGAUGUUAUAUUCGUCCCCCCCCCCCCUCGCACGGAUCCAAUCUGACAGACGAGGAAACGGACGGAAAUCGAAAACGAUGUACAUAUAAUAUUACGCAUAGUAUAAUAUAUUUAUUUAUUUCACCCCCCGAAGUUAGCCGCCUACGCCCUGAUGUGUGGCGGCCUGUUUCGGGGGGGUGGCGAUAUACGACAGAGAGGAGGUCCGUUUGUUUCCUUGUUUGGUUUUUUUUUUUUUUUUCUGUGUAAAUUAUUAUAACAAAGUGCGUUAGUAAUAUUAUGUUGUUUGCCCGUUUAUUGAUAAUAUAACAUAUGUUUUAAACGAUUAUAUAAUAUUGUUUAUUUUCGUUGCGUAAUAUUAAAAAAAAAGUAUUAAAACAUUUAGUUGUAAAAAGUUAAUAAUAAUAUCAUAAUAUAAUAAUAGGUAUUAUGUCUAAAAUGACUACUAUACAAUUUUUAGCGUGUAGAAAUAGAGUUAUCAUAUUAUUAUAUUUUUAUGUAAUAUAAUAUUAUUAUAUAGAAAUCAUUAUGAAAUGCUAAUAAUAGGUUAAUAUAAUAAUAAUAUAAUAUAAUAUGUUGUUAUGUAAAAUGUGCGCAGAUGCUAAGGGGUGAUGCCGACGUGAAAUAUGUUUCUUCUGUUCGUUUGGCUUCUGUGUUAUUACUAAUGACUAAUAGUAAUAAUAUUAUUAUUUUAGAAUAACAACAAAAUAUUUACAACAUUCUGCAAUGGGCGUUAUAAUAAUAUUAUUAUCUGUGUGUAAAUCAAAAUAAUGUUUUAUUAUUUUUAUUAUUUAUAAUACGACGAACGCAGUUGUAGUUGUUAUGACGUGAUAAUAAUAUUAUACACUGAGUUCGUUUUAUUGCGUUAUCAACUUCUAUUUUUAUUGCAAUUUUAAGUUAAAUGAGUUAACCAACAGGGAUAAUAUACCAUUACAUUUCUGUUUUAUAUUUCUACGACGAAACCAACGAAGUUUAUUGAUUGUUAAAAACAUAUUUUUAUUCUUGCGAUUUAACUUAACGGUAAUACUUCAAGUAAUUUCACAAAUUCACUCGCCUAUUAUAGUGUAUAUAUAUAUACUAUAUAGUUGUUAAAGAAAUUUAAUACAUAUAUAUAUAUACAUUAGGUAUACAAUAAUAGAUUAAAAGUUGUUCUUUGUUCUUUCUAGAUUUUACAUUAUUAUAUAAUUCAAAUUUAAUAUUUUAUUUUUAGUUAAACAAAAAAAAAAA